Messenger RNA from Paramecium sonneborni, 300 nucleotides. Lineage: Eukaryota; Ciliophora; Oligohymenophorea; Peniculida; Parameciidae. The record is from the annotation of a GenBank genome assembly.
AUGAUAAGAGAGCUUUAGAUAAAAUGUUCUAUUGAAGAACAUGAUUAAGUUGAAUUAGCUUGCUUGAAUUAAACAUGUAAAACUAACAGAAUUUAUUGCCAUUAAUGUCUUAAGAAUGGAGAUGGAGAGGAAUUAAUUAAAUAUUUUAAUUAUAUUGAAAAAGAAAGUGAAAAUUAAAUAGCAGAAUUAAAUUUGAUGGUUAAAAAAUUAAAUAAGCUAUUCACUUAAUUAAAAUAAGGAUUAAAAAAAAAUAUCAAUUAUCUAAAGAGAUAUUGCUAUAAUUGGAUACAAAACAAUUGA